Hylaeus anthracinus is the source of this 4328-nucleotide messenger RNA. Its product is annotated as zinc finger protein 345-like. Bases 730 to 2982 code for a protein of 750 amino acids. The record is from RefSeq and is a predicted model, not a curated record. The transcript has 3 exons. Gene Ontology annotation, molecular function: DNA-binding transcription factor activity, RNA polymerase II-specific; zinc ion binding; RNA polymerase II cis-regulatory region sequence-specific DNA binding. Gene Ontology annotation, cellular component: nucleus. Lineage: Eukaryota; Metazoa; Arthropoda; Insecta; Hymenoptera; Colletidae. Gene Ontology annotation, biological process: regulation of transcription by RNA polymerase II.
UCGUGUCGUCACAACUUAAAGAGACAAUUAUUAAGCAGGUUAUUUUGUGCGAGACACCCUGUAUAUCUUGUUACGCCUCUUAUUAUAGGCCACAUCUAACUUCUUAUAUUGUGCGGUUGUAUUCUAAUACACGAAACAAAAUCGUUGCGUAUAGUAGCAAUUAUCAAAGUGUUCGGCUACGUGAUACUCGGCUUUUCUUUGUAUUGACCCAUCCAAUAGUUUUCGUUUCGCAAGUCCACUAUACGCUUGUUUUGCGAAUUCGUUUCAGAUUGCUCUCAACUUUCGUAGUAGGUUUUAACGGAUAUCUAGAGAAGCCAUUGAACAAAAGGGUAGAGAAGUGUUAAAUUUUUCUCGUAGAACGGUUUCGCAGAAACGACAAACAUAGAAUCAACAAUGAAACGUGUGACAUUGUUCCUUGGCAUACGGUAAAAAUUUCAUGGAAACUGUGCAUCGUAAAAAUUCGAGAAAUAUAGACUUUUCAAAGAAGCUUCACUCUAAUUCGUCUGGGCAUCACUGCUAAGACAUUGUCUCACAUCGUGGCAUGUUUUCGUGGUGCACAAAAGAUCCGAAGGUUGAGAACCUCCCAUUUUUGUACAUUAAUCUUUUUUUAUUUGCGUUAAAAAAAAAAUAAGUAUUUUUAGAAUAACAUGAUUUUUAGCUCGUAUGUGAAUCCGAAUUUUUCAUUACGUACAUAUUACCGACUGUACUGACGCAUCUGAAAACUAAGCAAUGACAGGAUACUUUGAUUUGCCAUUUAAUAUGGACAGAAUAUGCAGAAUUUGCCUUACAGAGGGUACUAAUUUAUCUCCUAUUUUUUGUGGAGAUCAAGAAGUAAGUGACUUUUCGGGUCUUCCACAAAAGAUACAAGUUUGUGGGUCGAUAGAAAUUCACGAACAGGAUGGAUUACCUUCGUUAAUUUGUGAUAUUUGCAUUUAUAAAGCAAGCGUUGCUCAUGAAUUUAGACAACAAUGUCAACAUUCUGACGCCAAGUUACGAAUGUAUUAUAAUAAACCAACGAAGACGACUACCAUGGACAAAAACAAGCAAAUAGAAUUGAAAACAAAAACAGCAUUACCAAAAAAACAAGUCAACGAAGGGGACUAUUUUGUAAAAGAAGAACAGCAAGUAGCAUCAAAUUCUCAAGAAUAUGUACAAAGUAACUCAUAUUCGAGAGAUGAAACCAGCUUAAGCACUGAAACGAUUGACAUGCAAGAUGAUAAACUUUUCAUAUGUUCCAUGGAAUUUGAAGGAUCUAAGGAAACUGAAAAAGAACCUUGCAUCUCAGAGAAUAACAUAAGCCAAACUUCUCCAACACAAGGAAAUAGCGAUUGUAUUUCAGAAACUAUAGAUACACAAGAUAAACUAGAAGAAAAUCAAGAUAUUAAUCAGAAUACAAAAGAAACAGACAAAAAACAAGAAGAUGAGUUUCUCGAUGAAAGUAUACUAAAUGAUAACAUUACAGAAGAAGAGAAGACUCCACAAAAACGUACAUCUACCAGGAAAAUGAAAUCAGUGACGGCUAAAGCUUACAGCGAAGAUGAAAUGGAUGAUAAUUAUUAUGACCCAGGUAGUGAUAGUCAAGACUCUGAUAAAUCAAAAUUUAAAUGCAAAGUAUGUUCAAAAUUUUAUGGUACACAAAAAGGUUUGAAAAAGCAUUCACUCGUUCACGAAAAAAAAUAUAAAUGCGAUAUCUGCUUAAAAAUGUUCUACAAGCAGGAGAAUAUGGAAAAUCAUAAAAAGAUUCAUGCAGCAAAACCUCUUGCAUGUAAAUUAUGUCAUGCAUCAUUCUCUAAACCUCAAGGCUUUGCACGUCAUUUGAAAUCCCAUACAGAAAAAUUAAACAACAUGAUUAAACAAAUCAAUACAGACGAACAGAAGGAUAACAAAGAACCAAAAAAAGAAAUGAAACUUGAAGAUGAUACAGAUGAUGAAAGUGGUACUAUGAACGAAAUCGAUGAAUUUGAAAAUGCACCUGAAUUGUACAAAUGUGAUGUUUGUAGUCAACAUUGUUCUAGUUUAAAAAAUCUAAAAAGACAUUCUCUUGUACAUGGAGAUAAAAAGUAUUCCUGUACCGUGUGUAAAAAAUGGUUCUUUAGACCUGAUACAUUAAAAAAACAUGCAGAAAAACAUGGUCACGGAUUGUUAGAUAAUUUAGUAGAUGAUAAUAAAUUCUUCGAUUCUGAUGAUGACUCUUUCCCAGAUACUACAAGGAAUGCUCUGCAAGAGAACGAAAGCGUUAAAAAAGAAGAAAGUGACGAGGAUGGUUCUGGUGAAUACAAAUGUCAACAUUGUGAUAAAGUCAUGGCAACAAAAAAAGGUCUUCGUCGUCAUGUAUCAAUGCAUAAGCCAAAACCUGAACCAGUUUCAUGUGAAAUUUGUAGGAAAGUUUGCGCUAGUCAAGCUCGUCUUGUUCUUCAUCAAAGGACGCAUAAACCGAAAGAAAAGAUUCCCAGAGAAUAUUUGUGUCACAUAUGUAGUAAAGUAUAUCCAAGUAAUUCUUCUCUCACGUAUCAUAUGAGAACUCAUACCGGCGUAAAACCACACGUGUGUAAAACUUGCAAUAGUGGAUUUACUACAACAACCAGUUUGGCUAACCAUAUUAGGAUUCAUACAGGUGACAAACCAUUUGUUUGUCAUGUCUGUAGUGCAGCAUUUGCUGUAAGUUCAGCUUUUAGACGACAUUUGACUAGACAUACGGGUGAAGCAAAUUAUCUCUGUAAAACAUGUGGUAAAGCGUUCAAGAGACUUAGUACUUUAAAAGAACAUACAUACACACAUUCUGGUGAAAAGCCAUAUGUAUGUAAAACAUGUGGCGCCGCAUAUAGUCACAGUGGUAGUUUGUUUGCACAUCAAAAGCGUUGUCGAGCUCAAUAUGGUGAAAUGGUUGUAGACGAACAUCACCAUGCAGUUGCUCAUCAUAUUCAUGUGAAUAAUGUACAAUCUGCAGUGCGGUCGCUUGCUGUGAUAGGACAAAUGUUUUAAAAAAAUGCAAUUCAUUGUAUCAAAACUAAUGAUUUUAAUUGUGCAUCAUAAUGAAUAUAUAGACUGUUAAAAGACUAUAGAGUGUGCUACGAUUUUCAUGGUAUAUAAUACAGCAUUAUUGUAGAAAUCGUGCACUUGUGUAAAUAUAUAAGCAACUUCUUUUUUACAGAGAAAUAAUUAUUUAAAUACUCAUACAUAAUUAAUCAACCUAUCCAGACUAGUGCUUUAAUGGUAGAAAAUUUAUCUUUUCAUAUAAUAAUUAAAUGUUUAUUGUGUGAAUAUUUUCUUAUCUAAUUAAGAUUGACUUCGAUAAUGAUUGUAUGACUUGAGUAUAUAGGUAUGUACAUGUAACUUAAAUGCAUAGUGUUAUACAUGUUUGUAUAUCACCAUACUACAACAGAAAAUUGUACAUUAGCAAAAAAUUUUUGUUUCUUUUGACCCUUUUUAUUGAAAAAUUUAUUACAUUCCUAUUUUAAACACUUGGUUCAUGUUAUAUAUCAUUACUGCAUUCAUAAUAUCGUAUUUAGAGGAUACUAGUGAAUUGAAAGAUAAUUUAAAGCACUAGUUUAGACACGUGAUUAAAAUAUGAAAAUUUAAUUUUUAAAAAGUAGAUAUACAAGGUAAAUAAUCAAAAUUACAUCCAUGUACUGGUUUCACAUAUAUAAUAUUUUGGUCUGAGUUAUAAUUUCCAUUGAAAUUAUAAUUCAUAUUUAUUACAUAUGUCAACAAAUUUGUAUACACGAGGCAUGUACAAACAUCUAUAAACAAUACUUGUUAUUCAUACACUACAAAAAAAGAGACUGAUUCUCGUUUAUAUAAAUGCAUUAAUGAUGAGAGAACAUUUUAUAACCCAUACUAAAAGUAAUUAAAGUUAUAUUGUGCUUUUUGUAGUACCGAUACAUGUAUUAUUUAGUCUUCAGUCUUUGAUACAAUCUGUGUUACAUCUAAUUCAUUAAAAGACAUUAGUUUUAUAUUUGCUACAGAUGUUAGAUCUAUGUUAACUUACAACCAAUUUUGCAAAGUACUACCACUACAUUCAUUGAAUGUAAGUAUAAUUUUAUUAUUGCUAAUAUGUAUCAUAUAUAUACUAUAUAAAUUUUUAUGUACAUGUACUUUCUUAUAUUUUCAUAUAACAAUUUCUUAAGUACAAAAUAAUACAAUUCUUGUUUUAAAUGUAUGGAAAUAACUUAUGCUUUAAUGUAUCUUUUUACAAUUUAUUUACAUACAUAAUCAUACAUAAUCAUUAUAUUUAUAUCAUAAAUAAUAAUUCAUUGUGCCAUGCAGAUAAUAUAAAUGACAAGAAUAUCAAAAAUAUCAUUAAAGAGUUGUUGUUAUUAUUAUUAUUA